Messenger RNA from Symbiodinium sp. CCMP2592, 2748 nucleotides. The record is from the annotation of a GenBank genome assembly. Lineage: Eukaryota; Dinophyceae; Suessiales; Symbiodiniaceae.
AUGUCAGCACAGGAGAGAAAUGCGCACUUCGAGCCGUUCCAUAGCUUGUACGAGCCAGCAGCGUUUGGUGACUACGCUUCCUGGAUUUCCUACGCGGAUUUCCGAACCCAAGCAAACACCACGAUCGACGUGGUCUACAUGACUCCGAGAGAAGCCAAGAAUCAUCAUGGCAUCGACUGCCACGCAGGGCAAACAGUGGAGAUGCCCGAUGGAAGGAUGAGCAUCUUCGAAGAUGACUGGCGGUACUCGCGAAUCAAGUGCUUGGAAGCUCGUGACAUGAUGACACCCUUCUUGCAGAGUCGCGAGGAGGUCCUGGCAUUGAACACUCGCAACAAUCAGGAGCUCCCCGGCUAUCGAGUGGACCUGAUUCCUUUAGGAGAGUGUGGGAAGCAGUGGCCCUACGACAUGGCGUUCAACGCCACGCUGGUCGAUGCUGCCCGCAGUUUCAUUCGCGAAAGGCUGAUGCACGAUGGAAGCUUCAUCGCUGUGCACUGGAGACAUGGAACAAGCAUGCACAAGGAUGCGGAGAAGUUGGCUGACGAGGUGUUAUCCACGUUGGACAAGCACGGCCUUACUGUGCGAAGAGCCUUUCUAUCCACGAACUGCAAGGAUGCCGCAGAUCUCGAAGAGCUGACAAAGAAGUUGGGGAUGGAGAUUGUGCAGUUCAAGGACGCUUCGUUCGCUCCGUGGCAACGAGCCCUGAUCGACAUGAUCAUUGCCAGUGAGGCGCCGCUGUUCGUACCCUCGAGCUAUUCGAGCUCGUUUGCCAAGACGAUUCUGUUUCAUCGAGUUAAGGGCAAGCAGAAGAUCGACGAAGAUGUGCGUACCGCCUUGCUGAAUGUGGACAAUCGUCGAACAGCCUCGGUCCGAUCCCUUGCGAGAUGCGAUGUCGCCAUCAUCUCACGCUUUAGCUUCCACUCAAUCUUGGAGAAGUAUCCUUGGGAGAAACGGAAGUUUCAGCGAGAGAUGAAGCACAAGCUGAUGGAGCUAGGAAAGCUCAUCGACGUAAAGGAUGACAUCAACCUCGAGCAGCAGGCGACGCAAUGCGAUGCGUUGAAGCAGCUGCCCUUCUUCUCGGACAACAGCGAGUCCAUGCACGAGUUCGUUGCUGAGCUUGCGAUGAACACGUCAACUUACUGGUAUCAACCUGGGAAGGUGCUCUUGGAGGAAGGCGAUGUAAAUUGCGACGAGAUGUUCAUUCUUCUUCGUGGCGCAUGCGAGGUUUCGUCCUGUGGGCAGUUCUUGGGAAGGAUAGAGAACGACGUGAUCGGUGAGAUCGGCAUUCUCGAUCUGCUUGAACGACGAACAGCGACUGUCACGACUGCCACGGCGUGCCAGUGCAUGAAGCUGUCCCGGCAGGUGAUGGUUCCGAUACUGGCCAAGUAUCCAGAUGCCCGCCUGCGCCUGCUCGAGUUGGCGAGGACGCGUCUCACCGCGAUCAACGAGGCGAUGAAUGGACCGCAGGAUGGCCCGGAGAGGGGCACGGUCGCCGUUCAAGACCUUUGCGGACGCCUGCCUGGCUGUGCUAUCGGAUUCGGCCCGCACGUCCCGAAGACGCAUCAGUCGACAACCAACGCAGCCAGCCUAGGGCCUAGCUUGCUGACUCACUCUGUCAGAAUCCUGUUUUGGUGGACGUGGUGCCUUCUUCCCGCCAAGGGAUUCACCUCACCGGGUCCCAGCCGGCUAAGACUUGCCACUGCUUCCGCGUCAUCGCGAUCGCAGGUGCAGCUCCGAGCCCUUCCUGAAGUUCCAUCUGUUUCAGUACGCGAUCGGCUGCUAAUCUGGCAGCCACUGAUCGCAGCUGUGCUCAUUUUCGGCACUUAUGCCUUUAUCAUCUGGAAGUCGAACAGAGCCGCUGAUGCCCGAGACAGACGGAUGGAGAAAGAGCUCGAGCUUCGACGGCUCAGAGGCUUGCAGCUCGUCAGAGGAAACGCAGGUGAGGAUGAAGUCGAGGCUUGCGCAGCCGAGCUGGAACAGUUGAAGCUGGAGGAGAAAAGCGAAAGGGAGAUCAUCGGUUGGGGCGUCGCCUCGCCCACGUCGCGCAGGUAUUCCCUGGAGUUGUCAUCCUUGCCCCAGACUGAUGUGAGCCGUGAGUACUUGCUCAUGCAGCCGGCGAAAACCGAAAUCGAGACGGAGAGGUCAUCGGGAGGCUCUGAUGACUCUGAGUGGGUUGAGUCCCUGGCAGUGCUAAUCGGCACGGUUGAUGCGAGCCUGCUGGCCAUGAAUCCUAUGUUCCAGGAUGCACCGAUCCCUCUUGUCUACGCACUGAGCCAGCGCAUGGUGGACAAGAAGUUCGAGGAUGGAGAAGUCAUCUUGAAGGAUGGAGAGGUCUUCCAGCCCGGCCACGAUUUCGUGUAUUUCAUUCUCAAAGGCGAGGUCGAAAUUUGGAAGGAUGGCAACUUCAUUGUGCUGCUCAGAGAUGGGGAAACGUUCGGGGACCUGGCUGCGCUGCGAAAGCUAGCGGCGCGGCAGGCCACCGCGAAGGCGAAGGGCCAGGUGACCUGCAGAGCUGUCCUGGCAAGAUCCCUGCUUGAGGUUCUGGAGCAGCACCCAAGCGACCUGGUCAUGGAAAUUUGGGAAGAGAUCAUGGCAUUCAGGGAGUCGCAGAUGAAGCAGAAGGCAGAUUUACAGAAGCACUUGACGCACAAGACGGUGGAUAUUGACUUCAUGUUCUUCAAGCUGCCAGCUAUGUCAGUGAAGGUCUGGAUGGUUGUUGACGCUUCAAAGCUGCUUGCACAGACAAAUUAG